UUUACCCAUGAAAAUAAAAAGUUGGAAAGGCACGUGCGUAGCACGUGAGAUCGUCGUCGAGAGGAGCGGUUUCCCUCGGCCCACUCCAUUCAAAUCACGAGCGCUUUGCAGCGAUGGAAUCGACCGACGAAGGCGGAGGCGGAGGUGAAUUAGGGUUAGGGUUAGGGUUCGCGGAGAUCGGUGCGGUCGCGGAGGGGCUGGGGAGGUCGGAGGUUUUCCACAUCGUCAAGGAGGUUAUCGGCUUCGUCCUCUACAUGCACCAUCAGAUCCCCUCGGUUUUGCAGAGCCUUGAAAAUGAAUUUGUAGCUCUCAAGGAAGAGUUCAAAAAUUUGGUGGAUUCUGGCACAAUGCCUGCAGAAACAAAAGCUUCUGAUCAGAGGAAGCACAAUAUGAGAAAAAGAGAAGUGAAGCAGGGGAUUAAGAGGCAGGAAAAAUUGAUGAAUGGAAUUUCCAGUUUACUUUCUGCUCUUCAAGAUGCACUUGAUGAACUUCCUAGCAUUCAAGGAGUCACAUUAGUCUUAGGAGGAAGCCUCGCACGACCUUUACAUGUUUGUGACAUGUUAUUUUCUAAUGGAAGAUUCGAUUCUGGAAGCGCAAAAGAGUGCACCAAAAGUAAAGUUGCUCAAACUCUUUCCAGAAAGGCUAUUCGUGCUCUAAUAUCGAGUGGCGCAGGAAGCACUUCCACUGGCCCUUGCAAGUUGUUUCUUCUGAUGAAAUGUCCUUGCACUUUCAACUUACCUCUUCACUUCUCGCCAAAACGUGAGUUUCAUUACACCAAGAAGGUAGUACCAUUCAGGCUGCAUAUAAAAUGUAAAGCCAAAGACAAAGCCAUGAAUGAUCAGCACAGUAAUACUAUUUCCAGUUCGUGUUGCAUGUCCGAAUCCGCUCAAACUGAGGAUAUCUGGUUUCAAUGCAGGCACACAGUUAAAGGUUUAGCUUGUAAGGCGCCAACAGAAUGCUAAGAGGCUGGAAUUGUUAUGUGGAGCCAAGUUAUGACACUAUUGUUGUUUCUAACUGUAACCACUUAUCUACGAGGAGAAACUAGAAAUCCUCCUAAGUUUCUUGUAUCAGCUCAGAAUCGAAAGAUAGGAUUGCGCUUCCAUUUAUGUUCUUCUGGGUGGAGAGAAAUGCUCGCUGACAUAUGUUCAAUUCGAUCCUCUGAUCUUCAAUACAAAGUUGUGCAAGAUGUGAGCUUCCCUUUCUUUUUUUUUUUAUUCCUUUGCUGUUGUAUAUAAAAGUGUUUGCGCGCAUAUGCGGCAUUGAUUGAAGCAUCAUUCGCAGUGAUAGUGAUCAGUUCAAGAGUUCAUCCUGGAUAACCGAUACACGAUAUUGACCGCAAUAUUGCA
This is a messenger RNA of Ananas comosus (pineapple), 1346 nucleotides long. RefSeq lists its product as uncharacterized. Gene Ontology annotation, biological process: regulation of exit from mitosis. The transcript has 7 exons. NCBI's taxonomy places the organism in Eukaryota, Viridiplantae, Streptophyta, Magnoliopsida, Poales, Bromeliaceae. Gene Ontology annotation, cellular component: nucleus. The record is from RefSeq and is a predicted model, not a curated record. Bases 114 to 962 code for a protein of 282 amino acids.